GAGGGGAGGGGAGGAGCUGUACCGCGUAGGCAACGUCAAGCUGACGUGGUGCGUGUGGGAACUUUGUCCCUUCCCCAGCCCUUCAGCAGCCAUUAGGAAGCUGCUGAGGUACUGGGGGAGGGACAAGAGGUGGGAACUAAAGUAAGCGGUGUUUACUUUCGUUUCCCAUCCCAGCACCAUGGGCCUCAGAAAAUGGCUUGGCAGGCUGCAUGGCAGCUCGCGGGUCCUAUGUUGGACAAGCCUGUUAUAGAGACUUGUAUCCCAAAAACAAGGAAUUGUCCCAAUAGAGUCCUUUCGAAUAAUGAAGGAUGGAGCUUCAGUAAAUUUGCUAAAUUUGUCUAAAUUUGUUGGGCUGCAAAAAUUAUAGGGAUUAGAGAAUCCAGCCCCUAACAAUCUAUGAAUUAGGAAGAUGAUGUUAAGUAGACCGUAUGAUGGUCCCUAAUGGAAAGGGAAACACAAAUGCCUGCUCAAUUUCCACCCAUAUGGAAGUGAGUUAUCAGUCCUAUCAGUCAUCCAGUACAUAGCCUGACUUACUCAUAAGGAAUUGUGAUUGUGACUUCCUCAGAAAUUCAGAAGAUGAAAGCCACACCUUUCAGUUGGUAGUUGUAUCUUUUUUUUUUUUUUUUAAAUGAAAGUUGAACUCUUUUAUCCUUUCCCUAUACAAAUGUGUUAAAAACAACCUAAUGUUCAACAAAAUAGGAUUGGGGAUUACAACAUGUAGGUUACAAAAUAAGUGAAUUGGGUAAGGCAGGGCAUGCAUUUUUUAAAUGUUAACACCUCCAUCUCCCAAGGAUAUUGCCAAAGUGCUCCACUUGUCCAAGUCCUGUAAUAUACUAUUGAGAAGCUUCUGGAAGUUUUGGCAGACAAUUGCAUUAACAUUUUUGGGUAUUUUAAUACCCCAGAAAUGUAAUGUGUUCUGAUUGCCACUGAAACAGUCAUUUGCUGAACACAUCCUUUGUGGCAUACUUAUUUAGAGUAACUCAUGAUUUAUUCUAAUUAAUUUUACAUCUAGAUAUCAUUGAUCAACAAUCUUAACAAUCUAAGAUGGCAAGAGCUGAUCUCUCGGGCUGUGAUGGAAAUAUUAGUGCAUCUGCAUGUAACAGGAUCUUAUGUUCGCUGCCUCCUGCCUAUCUCCUGAUGCCUUUGAUAUCAUGCUUAUUUCUUAUAGCUAUUGUCAGUGGUUCUAAUGUUGAAUCAAAUAGAAGGGGUAAUAAUGGGCAACCUUGUCAAGUUCCCAUUGCAGGGGAAAUAGAUUGGAUAGCAUAUUAUUGGUCACAGCUCUUGGAAGUGGGCUCUGUAUAUAGCAGGGGCAGGCAAAGUCCAGCCCGCGGGUUGGAUCAUAUUCAUGAUGGACUCCAUUUCCCAGCAGCCCCUGCCUGCGUCACUAUGGUCAGCCUCCACGGAGACCCCAGGAGCCAUAACGCCUUGGGGCCAGUCUCCACGGAGACUGGCCUGAGCAGCACUGGCAGGGUGCCCGCUGGGGCUGGGACCUUGCGGCAGUGGCAGCUGGGGUAAAGGUGCAAUCCACUGCGCCAGGGGCGUGCAGGCAGCAGGUUGCAGGUCUCCCCUGACUCUGGCCGCAGCUGUCACUGCUGCAAGAUCCCGGUCCCGGAGCAGCUCCCUGCCCAGUCACACACCCUGCCAGUGCUGCCGUCACUGGCCCUGAGCUGUCAUGGCCUGCUGCUCCUGGGGUCUCCAUCGAGACCAGCCAGAGUGAUGUGCUGGGGCAUGGAGUCCGGCCACCGGCCAGAUCCGCCAUUUUGACCACACCUGGUAUACAGCAACUGUAUUCACCUCAUGAAUUAUUUACUGAAACACAAAGACUUUCUCAGCAUCAAAUGCUAGAAGAGCCAUAGGGACUUUGUAAUUUUAUUCUGUUACUAUAACACAUUAGUAAUUUUCAGUCUUUAGAACUAAGGAAAUAUGGGGUGUUAUGGUCAUUUUUUUUCCAUAGGAAUUGUAACUUUAUCGCUUUUUAGAUUUAUAACUUUUGUUAUCUGUAAACUUCCUAGGUUUUUAACCAUGUUCCUUAUUUAUAAGCAUGUAUUUUCCUUCUCUGUAAUCUAACUGUUUUGAUUUUAUGUAACCAUGUUCAUUUUUCAGGAUUUGACAAGAUCUUAUUGGCUGUAACAGGAAUAACAAGAGUUAGAUGGAGUUCCAUAUAUACAAGUUACAAAGAUGUCGAGGUCCCGCACCAGACUUGAUCUGCCGCAUCCAGCGAGGACAGGGGGAGCUUUGGGUUGGUGACGAUAAGGAGCCUGGAGAAAGUGCGUGGUUUGAGGGCCUGUUUCCAGAUUGUUCUGACACAGAGGAUGCCUGGGACUUGUUGGCAGAGCAAAGCUCCACAUGCUUGUUUCCUGAGUCAAGCCAUUCACGGCAGCCAGCAGGUGCUGAGAUGCUGAGCAGAGCUGAGCAGCAGCCUCCUGAGGAUGGGCCUGCACACUUGGAGCUGGUUCCAGCCAGAAAUCAGCUCCCUGUGCAGUGGGGACAGAAAAUAGCUGAGCCCCGGAAGACUUUUGUGUGCAGGAAAGGAUUCAAGGGGCAGAGAAACCUGAGAAGCCAGGAGGGCAGCACUCACACAGGGGAGUCGAUCUAUAAAUGUGGUGAGAGUGUCAAGGACCAACAGGAGCUCAGGGUGUGCAGUGCAGUCCACAGAAGGGAAACAGCCUACUCCUGCCCUGAUUGUGGGAAGAGCUAUUGGUACAAAUACCGUCUCAUUGAGCACCAACGAAUGCACUCAGGGGAGCGCCCCCACCUCUGCCGGGAGUGUGGGAAGGGCUUCAUCCGCUCAGAUCAUCUCCGCGACCACCAGCGCCUACACACUGGAGACAAGCCGCAUCACUGCCCUGUGUGUGGGAAGGGCUAUGCUCGUCUUGACCAUCUCCAGGACCAUGUGCGCAUGCACACUGGGGAGAAGCCGCACUGCUGUGGCCAGUGCGGGAAGUGCUUCAUUCGCCCGGACAACCUCCGCACACAUCUGCGCGUGCACACGGGCGAGAAACCCUAUCGCUGCACCACGUGCGGGAAGAGCUUCGCCCGCCCUGACCACCUCCGAGACCACCGGCGCCUCCAUACAGGGGAGAAGCCAUAUGGCUGCCCUGUGUGUGCAAAGAGCUUUGCCCGCCCUGACCACCUGCGAGACCACCGGCGCCUGCACACUGGGGAGAAGCCAUAUCGCUGCAUGGCAUGUGGAAAGAGCUUUGUUCGCCUGUCCCAUCUCCAAGUCCACAUGCGUGUGCACACAGGGGAGAAGCCAUACCACUGUUUGGAGUGUGGGAAGAGCUUCCGGCAGAGCACGUCUCUUGCUGAACACCAGCGCACCCACACUGGGGAGAAGCCCUAUCACUGUGCAGACUGUGGGAAGAGCUUCAACCACUCCUCUCAUCUCCAGGUUCACCAGCGCCUCCACACUGGGGAGAAGCCAUACCACUGUGGGGAGUGUGGGAAGAACUUUAAAGACCUGUCCCACCUGCGUGUCCACCAGCGCAUCCACACCGGGGAGAAACCAUUUCACUGCACGCAGUGUGGGAAGAGCUUCCGGCAGAGCUCUGUUCUCACCAAGCACCAGCGCACCCACAGGCUAGAACCUCACAAAUGACACAGGACUGUUUUUGCCAGCUAUAGUCUCAUCUUCUUCCCCACAACCUGUGCCCUGAAGUAGAGGGAGGAAGAGGUUCCAGUAUCUGUCCUGAAAUGCUCCCACCUCAUUCACUAGACGUUGGGGAUAGGAGUGUUGGCCUAGGAGUCUCUUAAACAGGCUAUACUGGGGUUUACGAUCUGCAGUUGGGAGAGAGGGAUCAAGUGGGCUCAGGGCUACACUGCAGGGGCCCUAGUUUCUUCCAGGUAGGUAGCCCUUAUUGCAGCAUCCAGGGAUAUUUCUUCCAGCUUCACUGCUGCAGUUUCAAGGGAGGAGUAGAAAUCAAAAAAGACUAUGCACUUCUACUUGGCUGACGGAGCCAAUUGGCACAGGAAAUAAAUACCAAGGUAUCAAGCCCAAAAUCCCUGUGAAACCAGAUGACAUACCUUCAGUCAUCCAAUCCUAGCUGUAUGCAGUGAGGUGACCCUUGAAUAUUUUUUCUGCUUGCACUUUUUUACAUGACAAUUCUAGGCCCAUUCAUCCUUUCAGGUAACUCCUGGUCCUCUUGAGUUGUUAAUAACUGCUACAUUCCUGGACAGUUCUGAUCUUCAAACAGAGCUCAGUUUGGGGGACUUUAGGAGGUUAACCUUUUCCUACCAUCUUAAGAUGGCCUAGCCUCUGGCUGAGCCAACAGAGGCUACUGACUAACUGCCACCCUUAUGGCUUUCAGGGACACUUUAUUUCCCAGACCCACCUGGAGGCUGGAAAUGUCUCCUAGAUUAUUCCUGUAUCCCAUACCUGACCCCUGUCUCCUGCGCAUCCAGAAAGCCAGCCACACACAUGGGUUGUAGUCAAGGUGAGACCUGUGACAUCUUGGAUGGAGAGAGAGGGCUUUUGGGUCACAGCCUCUCUUGCUGUCUCCCUCUCAACCGCUAAGCUAUGACAGGCUCCAUUCCUGAGAAAUCGUUUUCUACUCAUAGUGGCAGGAGUGCCACCCUCAGGGCUGAUUUCCCUGGAUCCCCACUUCUGGGCACUUAUGCCUGUAAGCAGCCCCCAAUCAUUGUGCUCCUUCUCUGUCCUCACGGGAUCCUUCCACAGGGAAACAGCCCUAACUCCUCUCCUGAUGGCCUAUUAUCUGCUGUAACUAGUGCCCCCCACCUUGUCCAGUGUGAAAGUUAACCUUUCCUUCUCAGGGCCAAAUAGCAUACCAACAAGGCAGAGAAAAUAAGGCGCACACCAGGAUGAAAAGAUCAUGACAGAACUGCCAGUGCCUUUGAGGAGCAGGGGCUUUUACUAUAGUGCUAGACAGCUUAGAGAAUGGAGAUUUUCCAGCAGGAAGGUCCAGCCUGAGGUUAUAGUUCUGGAAUGGGAAAUAUUUUGAAGCUUUCCUUGCUUCUCUUCUCAACAAGCCCUACUCAAUGGAUCAGCUCCAGGCUGUGCUCCCCUACAUCUCCAAACCCACUCCAUCUAGGCCGUGGCAUAGCCCAGUCCAGCUCAGCUGGGGGCUGCCCAUGGUGUUCCUCUCAUGCAAUGACACCGCAAACAAAAUGGUGACUUUGUUCCACAUCCCUGUCAUUAAAAGGAGCAGGAGCUGGGGCCAAAAGUACCUGUGACUGAAGGGCCUCAAGGGAUAUGGGACACAGGGAGACCACAGGGGUCCUGAAGCCAAUGCUAAUUCUCUUAGGGAGACAGUGACAAAAGUUGAGAGCAAAACAGCAGCAUCUGCUAGGAAGCCUGAAACAGCCACUGUCAGUGGAGUCUAAUUGACUAAAGCUUGGUUUUAAACUUAAAAGCUGAGGUCAGGGUCAUAUUCUGAUCAUCUAGUGUCCUUAUUGAAUGAUGAACCUGCUGCAGUUGUAGCUGUGCUCAUAGUAGCACUGAACAAACUUUUCCCUUCUACCUAUGACCUGCUAAUAUGUGGUUAUGUCUUAGUCUAUUCACCCUCUUCUCAUGGAAAAAUUCUUGUCUGGAUACCAUGGGGUUAAAGUGCAUGGGAAUUUUUUUCAUUCAGUUAACUUGAUAACAGAGUGUAUGCUGGGGGGAGAGCUGGGAAAGCUGCAUUCAGGACAAGAUGAUGGAGGCAGGAAACUCUUCCCUGUGAGAAUUGAGAAGCUGUCUAGCAAAUACCCUUCUAGAAGCAGAUUGGCUCAAAUUGCUAAGUUCCACUGUCCCAGAACACAGAAAAUUCAGCUUAACACAUGAGGAGAGGAGAUGAAUUUGGCCUGUUAGUGGCUUGGGAAGCAAGUCUCAUGAAGAAAGUCUGGAAGAGCUAUGGUUAUUUAACUUGGAGAAGAGAAGACUGAGGAGGGAUUUGAUAACAGUUUUCAAAUACCUGAAGAGUGAUUAUAGAGAGGGUGGAGAUGGGCUUUUUUUUUUGUGUGGUCAUAGGCAAUGGAACUAGAGGCAAUGGCCUCAACCUGCAGCAGGGGAAUUUUAGGUUGAAGAUUGGGAGGAGCUUUCUGACUGAGGGGGGGUCAAGCAUUGGAACAGGCUGUCUAGAGAAGUGGACUCUCCAUCCUUGGGAGUUUUCAAGAGCAGUUUGGACAGAUGCUUGGCUGGGAUGGUUUGGUCAGGGAUGCUCCUGCCUUGAGAGAGGAUUGUAGUUCUUUCCAGCCCUGCUUUCCUAUGAUCCUGUAAUACUUACUGUUCAAAAGCAUGGAGGUGGCUGCAGGUUGUGUAAUUUUAACUUUUUGGUAUUUUUAGCAUGAUUCCUUUCCUGCCUUAUGGGAUUUUCGACAGCAUUUUUAGUUCUUAAUACAGGGAGUCUUGUUUCUUUCCCUUAUAACUUAAAUUGUGUGUUUGCAGCAUAGCACAAGCCCUUUCCAUGCCAGGUUACAUUUUACUCUCCUGUGUCACUGGUCAGGGAUGUCUGCAGCACAGCCUGCCCUGCCUGAUCACUUUUCUUAACAAGGGUUUUGAAGCAACUUGGAAAGUUUUGUGCCUUUUUUUUCCAAUUCACUUGUUCUGUCACUUCAGGGGAGCAGUCUUUAACCUGUCCCCAGUGACACCCAUCAGUGAUAACUGCAGUUUAAAUGCUCCAUGUUUCCAGUCACUUAAUUUAACAGUUGGUUUUGCUGUCCUACUGGUGCUGGGCAUCGACACUUACCAACCUGACACCCAGAGUAGCCCCCUCUGUCUGAUGCAUUAACUUCAUUGCAGGGUGAGGGGUACCAGCAGCACCCCUCUCUCUGACCCAUGUUGGCCUAAGGGCACUAUGGGAGACAGCACUUUCCCUCUCCCUGCUGUGGUUGGCUCUGGGCUACUGUGCAGUUAUCCCACUGGUGAAUUGAGCCUUCUUGCAUGGGUAGGGGCAGUGGUCUCUCCCAGCCAUUGGCUAGGUCAGAGCAGGGCAGGGCUAGGGGUCUGGACCUUCUGAGCUAGGAUUGGGGAGCACGGAGGUCGUGGCUGUGUCUGCUGGGGUUCAGGUGUGGGGCUCUUGUGGCACCCCAAUGGCUCCUUGCCUUCCCUCCCCUUCUGUUUUCCAGCAUUGCCCCCCACCCUCUCCAUCUAUCUUCUUCUCUCUGAUUCUUAACAGAAUCUCUUCCCAGAACACCCACAUUCCUAGUCAAGCCUCUGAAGCGUAUGGCUCACAUCUCAGUUAACUCUGUUGUAUAAAGGCAGAAUGUUGUCCUGUCAUUGUGCAUGUGGCUUCAUUUGGGCUUAUAGCUCUGCUGCAACACUUUGAACCCCUCUGACGAGGACGUGUACCUUGCCAGUACUCUGACAAACUUUAAGGAAUAUUCAAGUCCUUAAGGUGAGUUGUCUGUUUUCUGUAUAUCCCCAGUGUCUUGCUGUUUUUAAUUCACUUCAUCCCAUUGUACACAGGUUUGGGAAAUGUAUAUACCCCAUUUCCAUGUCUUGCCCCCAUUGUUGGAUAACUUCUCCUUUGACAUGGUUCUCCAUUUCCUUUUAGUGUGUGUGGGGGAGGGGUUGCUACCUCCCAAGUCAGAUUACUGACCCAGAAGAAGCAUCACCUGUGAUGUACCAUGAAAAGAGGCAGAGAGGUACGAACAACCUCCCAUCAGACAGCAGCUGGCACCCAGGGAAGCCACUGGGAUUAUCUGGACAACAGGUGUUUGGUAGGUUGGCUGUUGAUGAGAUGCAAGAAAGGGGUCUACAACCUAACCUUUUAUUGUUUGCAUACAAAGCACAAGAAUAAACAUUGACCCAGUUAUCUGCUUGUCUACUUUUGACAACACAAUACAGAUUAUUGCUUAUACUGGCUGAGAUGGCUCAAGAGCAUGAGGAUGGUGGCGCACACACUGGCAACAGAUCAACCUGAAUUGUCUCGAAUUCUCUGGUUAUCCCUCUAGUCUAUAUCCCAGUUUUAUACAUAGCUAAUUCUAAAGCAUUCUUUGAUUGCAUUUUCUUUAUUUCACGAAGGCUUGAGGAAGUGGAUUUAACCAUUUUUUCUAUAGAUUUGGAAAGUGUCAAUUAGAUGGGAUUUGUCUCUGUGAAAAGUAAACUUUUUUGAAGGAAGGAUUUAUCUCCAUCCUUUGUCAUCUUGAACUAGUGCUUGCCACAAUCUUUUUUUAUUCACCCCAUUUUAUAGUCUACUUACUGCCAAGAUGGUUUUGUUUUUAUAACUUACCUUAAAAACAAGCAACAAUCCUCUCCUUUGUUUCCCAAGGUAGAUCCAGUAAAAGCUUAUUGAGUUUCUUCUGGUGGUAUGCCAUGGGGUCCUACUAGGAGUUUGUAAGGCUGUGUUGGAAAAUUGUCUCAGCUUCCUGUAUGUACACUGUUUUGACUCUGACAACAUUGGUACCCACCUUAUCAGCCUGUUGUGUGAUAAUAUUAUCAUAUUAGUAUCAUGGGUUCUUUUGAAGGCUGAGUAUGGCUUUCUGUUCUGCAGGACUGAGGUUGUAAUGUACAUUUUAUGUUUUUGCAAAUCUCAGGGUGGGCAGGGAAGUAGAAGCAGUUCCUGUACAGGUCCAGAACGGGGCUGCAGCACUCAGAGUCCGUGACCUGGCCACUUUGUCCUGUAUCUGUGUCUGGUCUGUGUCAGGUUGGUCAUUGCGUGGCUCCUUGUCAUGGAAAUAUUUCCUUAGUCUUGGGCAGCAGUAAAAAGGCUCAAGUUCUCCAUGCAGCUUUACUGUAUCGUGUUGUGAAAUAGGGCAGAAAGACCACAGGAUAAUAGACACCUCUGCUGAGCUGACUAUGGUUGGAUAGGUUGAAGACAUUACUGUGGCCAGUCUCACUGAGACACCAGGCCUUGCAAUGGGCCCAGAUGCCUUCUGUGCCUCAACAUCAAUACGCCUACAUCAUCACUAGACCAAAUAAUAUCUGAGAUUCAUUCACUUGUAACUACCAACAUCAUAUGCAGCAUCACCUGCUUACAGGGCCCCUCUACUGUCUGUACCGGGCAGAUGGGAUGAUCCCUACACGACCGAAAGAAUGAACGCUGCUCUGACAUCAGAUUGAGAAAGACCUACAAGCCUGUGAAUAAAAACUGCAACUUUCCUGGACACUUCAACCACCUGGACAUGCCAUCAAUGACCUGAGGGUUGUUGUUCUCAGGCAGCAAAUGUUUAAAAGCUGAGUUGAACAGGAAAUUGUGGAACAAGAAAUCAUCCACAAGCUGGAUUGUGUUACAUAUGGUUUAAACAGACCAGGGAUUCUUAUCCCAUUACUUGUGACACCUGUGGUCUUACGAAUUGACUACUUCGUGUUUGUUUGCCUUCCCCAGCACUGCCCUGCUCCCCGCCCCCCGUCCUUAUCUUUGGUAUUUUAAUUUCCCUUUAUACACUUUUCUGCACUGUUUUUUCACAGCAUCCGAUGAAGUGAGCUUCAGCUGACCAAGCUUGUGCUAUCUGUCUCUAUAUGUCUCUCUAAUCUUAUACAUUUAUGUGUAUCUAUUUUGGCUAGACUAUAAGGUGCAAAUCUACUCUGCUGUCACCUUGACUUUGGACUCUGCUUAAGGAAGGGCAAGAGGCAGCUGCCCUCCCCGCCUCCCCCACCUGGGUUAGGAGGAAUCGUUCCCACAUGGGCAUGAGGGGUUGAAACACACCUGCCCAUGCUGACAUUUUUAAACCUGUUAAUCUGAAAAGGAGGGAGCAACAUGAGAAGGGUUUUUUUUAUCUAAAAUUUCUUUAGCAGAGGUGAAAAUACUGUCCUGGGGGUGGAGUUGCCCACCCUCUAUGCACUGGCAAUGGUUUGUUCCAGAGGGGCAGUUGUGGCAGUUGUCCCAGCACCCCCUCCACUUGCCCCCUCAGCCUGGAGGGGGGGGGGGCAGCGGCGGCGGCAGGGGAUUGGGGCUGCACAGCCCUGGUCUGAGGACUCGACCCCUCCAUCCAUGGCAGGGGUGGGCAGAGCUGGGGCGGUUUGUCCUGUCACCAUCGGGGCAGACCCCAGGGGGGAAGGGAAAGGCUCCCUCCCUCAGCCCCGCGCAGCCCUGCCCGGGCACAGAGGGCUUGACUGCCCCACGUAGAUGUGAGCUCUUCUCCCCACGCAGCUCAGCCCCGGGGGGAGGCAAGGGCUGCCCUUGGGCUGGGAAACCCACCGCAGUGCUCUGGUUCUGCCCCAGGCUGUGGGGUGGGGCAUUUGGAGGGGCCGUGGGGCAGGGGAUGGGGCAGAAACAGCUGUGAUUAGAGGAGGGGCAGUUUCUGGCCAGCAAUAUCUCCCCUCAGCCUGGCCCACUCGCAGUCAGGGUGACUCCGGGUGCCCACUCCUGGCUACCCCUUUCCCUCCUGCCGACAGAGGUGGCACCUUCUCUUUGUGCUGGAAAACAAAGCUGAGUAAUAUUGUCUUCAUCUAUAUGGGGUUUUCAGCAAAAGAAAUGUUUUUAGAGGUUAUUUAGGAUUUUUUUGGUGAUCAAAAUCCAAGCUGUCUUUUACUAGUUUUCAGUGUAAUGAUGGUUCUUCAACUUAGUUUUCAGUGAACUAUUUCCUCUGUGCUGAAGAGGAUCUCAUUUCUCAGAGACAGACCAAAAUUAAAUCUCUUUCAGUUGAAGCCACUUCCAACCUUUUGGGUUCCGGUUUUCUGGAAAGUACUUUUUUUUAUGGAAGAUCUUGAAAGCCAAGGAAAAGGUGGGAGGAGGGUGAGAUUGCCCCAGGCAUUUUCCUGGAGUUCAGGAUUUCUGUCAGAAAAUGUUCAGAGGAAAUGUAUUGAAAAUUAAAAGGCAGCUUUCACGUUCUCAAUCAA
Alligator mississippiensis (American alligator) is the source of this 10717-nucleotide messenger RNA. Its product is annotated as zinc finger protein OZF. Gene Ontology annotation, molecular function: RNA polymerase II cis-regulatory region sequence-specific DNA binding; DNA-binding transcription factor activity, RNA polymerase II-specific. Gene Ontology annotation, cellular component: nucleus. The transcript is spliced from 4 exons. The record is from RefSeq and is a predicted model, not a curated record. Bases 2150 to 3598 code for a protein of 482 amino acids. Gene Ontology annotation, biological process: regulation of transcription by RNA polymerase II; central nervous system development. NCBI's taxonomy places the organism in Eukaryota, Metazoa, Chordata, Crocodylia, Alligatoridae.